AUGAAGCAGGCGAACCUCCCUGAGGAGAAUGGCUUCAGUGAGGCAAUGGCCACUGGCCAGCACAAUCUCACACCCAGCAACUGCGGGAAGAAACGCCACUGGCUUCAGCGCUUGGUCCCAGAUACCUUCUGGGAAGAUGCAAAGAAGCUGCUGGUGCUGGCGGGGCCGCUGAUCCUGAUCCAGCUGCUGAUCUUCCUGAUACACCUUGUCAGCUCCAUAUUCUGUGGCCACCUGGGCAAGGUCGAGCUGGCCUCCGUCACGCUGGCCAUCGCUGUUAUAAAUGUUACUGCCAUCUCUGUAGGUUACGGUUUGUCUUCGGCAUGUGACACCUUGAUAUCACAGACUUACGGCAGCAAGAACCUGCUGCGUGUGGGGGUGAUCCUGCAGCGUGCCACCCUCAUCGUCCUGCUCUGCUGCUUCCCCUGCUGUGCCAUCCUCAUCAACAUCGAGCAGCUCCUGCUCCUCGUCCGCCAGGACCCUGAGGUCUCCAGGUUAACCCAACGCUACGUGAUGGCAUUUGUCCCUGCUCUCCCGGCGGUUUUUCUGUAUAACCUGGAGACAAGAUACCUGCAGAACCAGAUGAUCAUGUGGCCGCUGGUGCUGAGCGGGCUCUUCGGCAACAUCAUCAACGUGAUCGCAAACUGCAUCUUCCUCUAUGUUUUCCACUUGGGCAUCACGGGCUCUGCCUGGGCCAACACCGUUGCUCAAUAUUCACAAACCAUUUUCUUGUUCCUGUAUAUUAUAGGCAAGAAACUCCACGUGAAGACCUGGGGAGGCUGGUCCAGUGAGUGCCUGCUGGAGUGGGACAGUUUCACCUCCCUGGCUGUCCCCAGCAUGCUCAUGAUAUGCAUUGAGUGGUGGACCUAUGAAAUCGGGAGCUUCUUGAUAGGCCUGCUGAGCGUCAUAGAGCUCUCCGUCCAGUCCAUCAUCUACGAAGUGUCCGUUGUCGCUUUCAUGAUCCCCCUGGGGCUCGGCACGGCCGCCGGCGUGCAGGUGGGGAACGCGCUGGGUGCCGGCGACGCCGAAACAGCCAAGAGAUCCUCCACCACCAGCCUGCUCUGCACAGGAGGAUUUUGCAUAGCCAUGGGGGUUAUUUUAGCUGCCACGAAGGAUGUGCUGGGAUACAUCUUCACCAGCGACAAGGAGAUUGUUGACUUGGUGGCCUGGGUCAUACCUGUCUACGUUGUCUUCCACUUGUUUGAAGCUGUGUGUGGUGCCUGCAGUGGGGUGCUCAGAGGCAUAGGCAAGCAGAAAUUUGGUGCCAUCCUCAACGCCGUGAGCUACUACGGUGUGGGCCUGCCCCUGGGAGCCGUGCUGCUCUUCGUGGCCAGGAUUGGCGUCAUAGGUCUGUGGCUAAGCAUGCUCAUCUGUGUCUCCAUCCUCUGCACCUGCUUCAUCGUCUACAUCUCCCGCAUGGACUGGAGGAAGGCAGCUGAGGAGGCUCAGCGCCGCGCAGGAGUGACCCAGCCACCGCCGGAGGAGCCGAACUCAGGCCCUGAACCCUCCUGCAAGGCACUUCCCUCUGAUGUGGGGCCAGCCCCACCGCCCCCCACUUAUCCCCCCGGUGUGGCAGUGCGGGGGUGCGUAGCGGGAGUGGAUGCACACAACAGCGUCGUGCUCACGGGCAUCACCAGGAUGGAAGGACCCACGUACCGGGUGGAGCCCCAAGAAGACAUGCCUGCCACGUCUCCUCCGGCCACCACCAUGGCCACCAAGGAGCUGAUCAUCCGGCGUGGGCUGGCGGUGGCCGCGGCCAUUGCAAUACUUGCACUCGGUAUUGUCAUAAAGCUGAUGACCGGCAAACACUGA
Messenger RNA from Haliaeetus leucocephalus (bald eagle), 1809 nucleotides. RefSeq names its product multidrug and toxin extrusion protein 1-like. The coding region runs from base 1 to 1809 and encodes 602 amino acids. Gene Ontology annotation, biological process: xenobiotic detoxification by transmembrane export across the plasma membrane. The record is from RefSeq and is a predicted model, not a curated record. NCBI's taxonomy places the organism in Eukaryota, Metazoa, Chordata, Aves, Accipitriformes, Accipitridae. Gene Ontology annotation, molecular function: xenobiotic transmembrane transporter activity; antiporter activity. The transcript is spliced from 17 exons. Gene Ontology annotation, cellular component: membrane.